AUGCAAAUAUCGAUUGGUAAAUUACGUUCGAAUGAAUCAUUACGUCGUGCGACACUUGUUCGAGGUACAUUAUGGCGUGCUCGAGAACAUUAUUGUGAUUUAAUUAAUGAAUUGGUUAAAAUUGUAAACACGAUAACAACAA
This is a messenger RNA of Didymodactylos carnosus, 142 nucleotides long. The record is from the annotation of a GenBank genome assembly. NCBI's taxonomy places the organism in Eukaryota, Metazoa, Rotifera, Eurotatoria, Philodinida, Philodinidae.